UAUUUAGUGGUCUUAAUUUAGGCCUUAUGUCACUUGAUAAAACUGAAUUAAAAAUUAUUGAAAGUGCUGGUUCACAUAAGGAAAAAGGUUAUGCUAAAGCUAUACGUCCUGUACGUGAAAAAGGCAAUCUGUUAUUAUGUACACUUCUGCUGGGUAAUGUACUUGUCAAUACAUCAUUAACUAUACUUAUGGAUGAUUUAACUGGGAGUGGUUUAUUCGCUGUUAUCGCCUCUACUAUUGGUAUUACACUAUUUGGUGAAAUUAUGCCACAAGCUGUAUGCUCAAGGCAUGGAUUAGCUAUCGGUGCAAAAACUUUAUGGUUGACAAAAACAUUUAUGCUGCUCACCUUUCCAAUUGCAUUUCCUGUUAGUUAUAUAUUGGAUAAAAUGCUUGAUGAAGAAAUUGGUCAAGUGUAUAGUAGAGAAAAGCUUGGAGUACUUAUACGUGAACAAAUAUGCAGUAUUUAUACGAAACUGUGUGUUAAUUGUCAUGAAUUACGUCGAUCACGUGUAUGCCGUUUACCGUUUCAUCUUGGACCAUCACCAGAAUUGGCUUUAGGUGUUUCAGUGUAUUGUCUAAUUCGUCCAGUACACUUGCCUACUCCAAUAUGGCUUUCAUCUAAUGACAAUAAGCCAAUCACAGUAAGAAGGCAAUAUUACAAAGGCAUAGAUCCAUAUGGUUCGUAUGAUCCAGUGAAAGAUGCACUCGCUGAUCAUGAUCUAGUUCGUGGUAUUAAACUUGAUGGUCGUUAUGUAUGCUUUGAUAAAGAUGAAAUUAAUGAAGCAAUGAAAAAUAUUGCACCUGUUGGUAUCCAUCUGUUGGGUUUUAUAUCAAUGAAAUUUUUAAAACGUUUCUAUUAUAUUCGUCCAGCACAGUUUAUUUAUCCUGAUGAAGCGUCGAUACACGGAAGUUGUUUAUGGUUUACAGCUCUGCUGAAUCGUUGUCUACAUCGUAAACUUUUAGCUAUAGCUGUAUAUGUUCAAAGAAAAGGACAAUUUCCACGUCUUAUUGCACUUUAUCCUCAAGCUGAAGAGGUCAGUGAAGUCAAAGUUCAGACUAUGCCACCUGGAUUUCAUAUUAUAUUUUUACCCUUUGCUGAUGAUUUCCGUGAAAUUGACAUUCCAUCUGGGGAAAUAGCUGAUGAAUCUCAAGUAGAUAUUGCUAAGGCAAUGAUACGUAAAUUAAUGGUACCAUUCAGUCCUGGACAAAUUGAAAAUCCCUGGCUACAACGUUAUUAUUCUCUACUUGAAGCGUUAGCAUUUAAUCGAGAAUCUCAAUCUGAAAUUGUUGAUCACACAUUGCCUAAAAUUGGAGCUAUGAAAAGAAGAGCCAGUGUAGAAAUUGAAGCCUUCAGACAAUGUUUCAACUUGGAGGCGGUGAAUUCAUCAAAGAAGGCUUACACUUCACAAUCAACUGACAGUUAUAGUAGUCAAAGUGUAAAACCAUUUCUAUCUGAAGAUGAACUCAAAGCAGCUGUGAGACUUGGUCAAUUAAAUAAGUAUACAGUGACAGUUUUACGUGAUACAAUCAAAUCACUUGAUCUUAAAAUAUCAACAACUGGUCGGAGUAAAAAAUCUGAUAUUAUACAACAAAUAAUGAAUCACUUUAAAUGA
Trichobilharzia szidati is the source of this 1613-nucleotide messenger RNA. Lineage: Eukaryota; Metazoa; Platyhelminthes; Trematoda; Strigeidida; Schistosomatidae. The record is from the annotation of a GenBank genome assembly.